Messenger RNA from Yamadazyma jaroonii, 1452 nucleotides. The record is from the annotation of a GenBank genome assembly. Lineage: Eukaryota; Fungi; Ascomycota; Pichiomycetes; Serinales; Debaryomycetaceae.
AUGGUUCAUUUAGGUCCAAAACGUCCACAACAUAGAAAGGGUACAUUCACUGAUGUUCCAGAAGAAUGGAUGGAAGAAUUACACAAAGUUGAAGAUUUAUUAACAGUCUCAGCCGAUAAAUUGAAAGGUAUCACCAAGCAUUUCGUUUCUGAAUUAGAAAAAGGUUUAAGUGUUGCUGGUGGUAACAUUCCUAUGAUCCCAGCUUGGGUCAUGGAAACUCCAACUGGUAAAGAAACUGGUGAUUAUUUAGCUAUUGAUUUAGGUGGUACAAAUUUGAGAGUUGUGUUAGUUAAAUUAGGUGGUGAUUGUACUUUUGAUACUACUCAAUCAAAGUUCGCUUUACCUGGAUAUAUGAGAACUGGUACUUCUGAUCAAUUAUUCGAUUUCAUUGCUGAAUGUUUAAAGAAAUUUGUUGAUGAAUUUUUCCCCGAAGGUUGCUCAGAACCUUUACCUUUAGGUUUUACUUUCUCAUACCCAGCUUCUCAAUCAAAAAUUAAUUCAGGUGUCUUACAAAGAUGGACUAAAGGUUUUGAUAUUGAUAAUGUUGAAGGUCAUGAUGUUGUUCCAAUGUUACAAGCUUCAAUUGAAAAAUUCAAAGUUCCAAUUAAUGUUGUUGCUUUAAUUAAUGAUACUACUGGUACUUUAGUUGCUUCCAUGUAUACUGAACCUGAAGCUAAAAUGGGUUUAAUUUUCGGUACUGGUUGUAAUGGUGCUUAUUAUGAUGUUGUUAAAGACAUUCCAAAAUUACAAGGUAAAAUGCCAUCAGAUAUUCCAGCUGAUUCUUUAAUGGCUAUUAAUUGUGAAUAUGGUGCUUUUGAUAACGAACAUUUAGUUUUACCAAGAACUAAAUACGAUCUCCAAAUUGAUGAAGAAUCUCCAAGACCUGGUCAACAAGCUUUCGAAAAAAUGAUCUCAGGUUACUACUUAGGUGAAGUCUUAAGAUUAAUCUUAUUAGAUUUAACUGAAGAUAAAGGUUUAUUCUUCAAAGAUCAAGAUUUAACCAAAUUAAAACAACCUUUCAUAAUGGAUACUUCAUUCCCAGCCAGAAUCGAAGAAGAUCCUUUUGAAAACUUAUCUGAAGUUCAAGAAUUAUUCGAAUCUGUUUUAGGUCUUCAAAUUACUUUACCUGAAAGAAAAGUUGUUAGAAGAUUAGCUGAAUUAAUCGGUGAAAGAUCAGCUAGAUUAUCUGUUUGUGGUAUUGCUGCUAUUUGUCAAAAGAGAGGUUACACCACUGGUUUCGCUGCUGCCGAUGGUUCAGUUUAUAACAAAUACCCAAGUUUCAAAGAAAGAGCUGCUAAAGGUUUAAGAGAUAUUCUCGAUUGGACUGAAAAAGAUGAUCCAAUUAAAAUUAUACCAGCUGAAGAUGGUUCAGGUGUUGGUGCUGCUAUCAUUGCUGCUUUAACUGAAAAAAGAAUCUCUAAAGGUUUAUCAGUUGGUAUGUCUGAUGCUUAA